CAGUCGCUCAGUCGUAUUCAUAGUGAAACAUCAGCAUGGCGAGCGAGGAAAGUACACAGAGUUUUGUACACUUAAAAAGAACAACAUUAUUAUGCAUGACAGUUUUGAGGAUUUUAUUUAUUGCAUUUAUCCAUGUGGCACAAUCAAACAAAGAAGCCUUCAUCCAGUCAGAUACCAUUCUAGAGGUACUACAUUUUGGAGAAGGAGGCCUCUUACAGACAGAAGCUGAUAUUGAUCUUAGCUCAUAUCAUCAAAAAAGUGGCUCCUCACAGCGAGGGAACAGUAGGCCCAUACGCUUUGAGCCACCAAUGCUGGACUUCCAUGAGCAGCCAGUUGGGAUGCCAAAAAUUGAAAAAGUUUUCUUACACAAUCCUAGUUCAGAGGAAAUUAGUUUAAUAUCUAUAUCAGCUACAACGGCACAUUUUCAUGCAUCCUUUUUUCAGAAUAGGAUAAUUCCCCCGGGGGGCAACACUUCCUUUGACGUGGUGUUCCUUGCACGUGUAGUGGGGAAUGUAGAAAACACUUUUAUUAAUACAUCUCAUCAUGGAAUGUUUACAUACCAGGUGUUUGGUGUGGGUAUACCUAACCCCUACAGACUUCGGCCCUUUAUAGGGGCCCGGGUGCCUGUGAACAGCAGCUUCUCGCCGCUUAUAAAUAUCCACAACCCACACAGCGAACCGCUGCAGGUUGUGGAAAUGUACUCUAGCGGGGGGGACCUGCAUCUAGAGCUGCCCACAGGCCAGCAGGGUGGCACCAAAAAAUUAUGGGAGAUCCCCCCAUUCGAGACAAAGGGGGUGAUGAGGGCCAGCUUCUCUUCGCGAGAUGCAGACAACCACACAGCUUUCAUCAGGAUCAAAACCAACACCUCCAGUGACGAUGAGUUCUUCAUCCUCCCUGUAGAGGUAGAGGUCACCUCAGCACCUGGUAUAUACUCCUCAACAGAGAUGCUGGACUUUGGUACUCUUCGAUCUCAAGAUCGACCAAAACAGUUGAAUUUACAUCUUCUAAAUUCUGGAACAAAAGAUGUAACAAUUACAAGUGUACGGCCAACACCAUCCAAUGAGGCAGUCGCGGUGGAGUUUAAACAGAUCACUCUUAAGGCAGGAGAAAGUCGAUACACCAAAGUCGCAACUAUCAGUUUCGAUGCAUCUAAAGCACGGCGGCCGUUUCAGUUUACCGGCACAAUAACAGUCAAGGCGAGAGAGAAGGGCUAUUCAAAACUUGAAAUCCCAUACCAGGCUGAAGUUCUAGAGGGGUAUUUGGGCUUCGAUCACACAGCCACCCUGUUUCACAUCCGAGACAGUCCCGUAGACCCGGUGGACAGGCCCAUCUACCUCACCAACACAUUUAGCUUCGCCAUCCGCAUCCACAACGUGUCUCUGCCCGAGGAGGCCAAGACCAUGUUCAAUGUGCACAACUUCAGCUCCCCGGUCCUGGUGCCCCCCCAGCAGUCCCGCUACAUCUUCAGCCUCCUCUUCCGGCCGGUCCGGUCCUCUGUCCACAUCGAUGGCAACAUCCUCCUCAUCACCAAUGCCUCUAAGUUCCAUCUGCCGGUACGCGCCUACACAGGAUUCCUGGAGCCACUAGUGCUGCCCCCUAGCCUUAAGGAGCACGCGCUGGACUUUGGAGUCUUCAGCGCCGCAGACACAGGCAGUUUGGUGUUAGUAGUCAUCAACAGCAACCCCAUAGAGCUGGAGGUAAAGUCGUGGCUGGUGACGGGGCAAAGCAUGUCUAUGGAGCUGCUGCUGACCGCGAGGGGCAACAGGAGCGUAGCGCUGAGUCGCCUCCCUGAGCUACACAACACCUCAGCAACACACCACAGAGCAGUUAUACUGGCCUCUGGCUACUAUGCAGCUUUCCGAGUCACAUUGGUGGCCAAGGCCCUGGAGGGAGUAUAUGACGGAGCAGUUCAUAUUACCACAGACUAUGAGAUAUUAACCAUUCCAGUUAAAGCACUCAUAGCAGUGGGGACUCUCACCAGUUCACCAAAACACAUCAUUUUACCGCCCUCUUUUCCGGGUAAAGUGGUUCACCAUGGCUUCAGCAUCUUCAGCUCCUUCUCUCAGCGGGUCCGGCUCCAGCAGCCGGUGCACUCGCUUGGUGAGGACAGCCGCUUCUAUGCCAAACGCCUGCGCAGCAACAAGGACGAACUGGAGCCCAAGCGCAAGUCCAAGGUAGCAAAUAUUUAUUUUGAUGCUAGUUUGCAGUGUGGUGGCCACUGUUACGUGGGAGUGCCAUUUAUACUCAAAUCGGAGACCAGACCUCAUGGUUUAGCUAUGCAGGAAGACAUUUGGGACGCGGAUGUCGAUUUGCACCAAAAACUCCUUAAAAGGUGGAGCGAGUUGAAAGAACAAUCAGGGCUUGAGGUGGAAGCCAUCUUUGAGGUGAACACAGACCUCCAGAAGAAUGUUCAGACCAAAGUCACUGCCCAGCUCACCUGGCCCACGCUAGUCAACGCCUCCCAGCACAUCUACUUUCCCCUGACCAACACCAACAGUUCAUCUGAAGAGGAGGUGGUGUUGGAGAACCCAGCCGACGUGCCUGUCUACGUACAGGUGAUGCCCCUGGCCCUGUAUCCCAGCUCCACUGCGUUCACUGGGAAACUAGUUGACCGGCUUUCACUGGGGAACUUCUCCAAUAACAUCAACCCAAACACACUGGAAUUCCAGGUCCAUAGAAAUGCCUCCUCAGUGACAAAGGCUGGGACGGGCUUUCUGGAAGGUUCUACACGACCCUUCCUCUACAACCUCCUGUUGAUGCCUGGAGAAACCAAGUCCUUGACAGUGAAGUUCACCCCCUCCAGAAACCACAGCGUCUCCUCACUACUGGUUGUCAGGAACAACCUGACAGUGGUGGACGUGAUCAUGGUUCACGGGCAGGGCACCAGCGAGAGCCUUAAGCUGGGAGGAAAGGCUCCAGGACCCAGCAGCUCGCUCAGGUUCAAGAUGACUGAGGCACUGCUCAAAGACUGUGAAAUCAAAGCCAGGGAGCCUAACUUCACGCUGCGCCGGACGUUCCGUCUGGAGAACUUGGGCCAGCUACCGCUCCACAUCCGCUCACUGUCCAUCAGCGGCCAGGCCUGCGAGGGCUACGGCUUCAAAAUCCUCAACUGCCAGGAGUUUGUCCUCAAGCCAAACUCCUCCAAAGACCUCAUCAUAAUGUUUACACCGGACUUCACGUCAUCACGGGUGACCCGGGAGCUGAAGCUCGUGUCGGCGGGGGGGUCGGAGUUCAUCUUCGUUCUGAACGCCACGCUGCCUUACCACAUGCUGGCCGUGUGCACGGACGUGCUCCCCCGGCCCAACUGGGAGCUGGAGCUCUACAUCAUCGUCUCCCUCAUGAUGAGCUUCAUGUUCCUGGUAGUCAUUGGCACAGCCUACCUGGAGGCCCAAGGAAUAUGGGAGCCGUUCAAGAGGCGUCUGUGUGUGGAGUCAGGCUCUUCCAUGGAUCCAGGAAGGCCAUUCGAUCUCAGGGAUAUUGUGCGAAUCGACGCAAACUUGAAUGAUUACAGCGAUGUGAACCAGAACUCGACCAGAGGGAUGUACGGGUCCGGAGUAGGAGGGGGUCGGGCCGGAGGCCGGCCACAGGCCAACGGACGGGCCUCGGCUGAGCCCAGCGAGGCUCGGUUCCGUCAGGGCUCAAAUAAUCGCCCAACAGCUAUGCAAUCUUCCUCCUCGUCCUCCUCCUCUGCUAAGGAGAGCCAGCUGGCCAACCGUAAGGCACGCAGCUCCAAUAAGCAGGGGCAGCAGCAGCCUCCAGCACCCAGUCUGGUGGAGGAGCCAAACACAGCCGCACCAGGCCCCAGGGGGCUCUCCUCAGCUGACCAGGACUACGACCGGCUCCUGGUGGCCAUGGAGGGAGACUUGGACCGGCCCGAGUCUCCCUCCGCCGAGCAAAGCUCACACCAGGCCUCACAAAACAAAGUUUUGGAAACUAAAGGGAAAGUACGAAGCAAAACAAAAGCUCAGAAGAGGAGAGAAGAGAAGGAGCGCAAAGCAAAGGGAAAGGCUCCCGGAGAGGACCUGAAAGAGGCCCUAGCGGACAACGACGACAGCUCCUCAACCACCACAGAAACCUCAAACCCUGACGUGGAGGCCAAUAUCAAAGAGGAACCAGUUAAAAAGAAAGGCCGAACAACAGUCAACCAGGACAAAGACAAAGAAGAAGCGCCUCCCUCACCCCCCAAGCCCAAAAACAAAAAACAACCAACAAUUAAGAAGGAACCUCAACCUGAUAAAUCUAGCUCUCUGGAGCUCCCCUAUGUCACACCUCUGGAAAAUAAGCAACGUAAGACCUUCACCCCCAAAGCUCUGAUGCAGUCAGCCCUCAGCGUCAUUCCCAAACCAAGACCCCUUCAGAAACACAGAUUGGCCAGCGGAAGGACGGAAGAUAGCCGCCCGUCUCCCCUCAACAGGUUCUUCUCCAACGGCUCCCUGCAGGAGCUGGGCCACAGCAGUGGCUCAGAGGGGGAAAAAGAGUCCCCCCCUCCUGAAUGGGACCUUCCCGUUCACAGAACCAUAAACCAAGCAGACAGCCUCCAGCAGAUCUCCCUCCAGACCAUGAACGCAGACUCCUUCCUGAAGAGCUCCAUCUCCAGAACCUGCUCCCCUCCGCCCACCUCACCCUACCUGCUCCCCCGUGGUUCAUCCUACAGCAGCAUGCUCAACACCAACAGCAAUGCAAGUUUGAAGGCGCCAGGCAACAAGCUGUCCAUGUCCACCUCCCAGCCAGGGAAGAACGGCAACCCAACCUUUGCUGCUGUGGCUGCAGGUUAUGACAAAAGCCCAGGUGGCAGUGGAGGAGGAAGGCUUGAUGGCUUGGGAAAAGUUACUCUACCUCACUUCCCCUCAGUGGAGAGCAACAGCUCAGAAAGCUCUGGAUUAUGGAGUCCGGUUGACAGCAUCAGUAGCCCAGGGUUUAAUGCGACCAACUCCUUCUCAGCAUUCGGACCAAACAACCCUUUGUCUGCAGUGUUCAAAGGUAUAGCCUUACCAAAGAGCUCUGAGCCCCAGCAGAGCUGGCCCGACUACACCCCGGGGCCCUCCUCCAUCUGGGACAAUGAUCCAGUGAGCCCCUGGCCCUCCUCCACCACCACCGGCGCCCCUGCUGCACCCACUACAUCCAUCCUGGAGCACUCCCGCAACCCCUGGGCCACCACCGCCCCCUUCAGCAGCUCCAUCUGGUCCACCAGCGGUGACCCCGCCCUGCACUCCUUCGCCACGCCGACCUCCUCCGCCCUCACCAACCUGGUCAGCCACUCUGUGCCCCCUGCGCCCGUCGUGCCGGCCAACCCUAUCGCCCGCCCUUACAACCCCUGGAGCAUGUGGCCACCCUCACUGAGCCGAUGGAACUCCGACCUCUGGCCGAGCAACCCGGACAACAGCAACGGCAACUGACACCCCGGCAACAGCCAUGUUUUGGACACGCUCGCUACGGAAAACGACAGAGAAAGAGAUACACGCCAUGUUUCUGGAUUUUUGUUUCACGAUCAUGAUCUUGUUUUAAAAUACUUUACAGAGGAUGAAAAGAAAUUGUUUUUCCAUAAAACAUGAGAGGUUUAGGGCAAAAGGGGGUUGUCUUAAACAACAGUUUCAAAACAUUUUUUAAUUGGAUAUUUUUUUAUCAUUCAAGAAUUAUAUGCUACCACUGUUCAGUUUUAUUUUACCGCAUUGAGGUUAAACUACAGAUAAUUUAAAAACAGCGUAAUCUGAGAAUUUUAUUUUGCCCAAGUAGGGAUGGCUUUCUCUUUUUCAUGACAGUAUUGCUGUUGGAGACAGUAUUACUGAUUUAAACAACCCAUUUUGGGACACCCCCAUGCUUUCUCAGACACAAUUCUGGUUCCAUUCAUUUUAAAAGUUUGUUUUGACCAUCAAGUUGAAUUCUUACAUAAUGACCGAGAAGGGAGAGGGUUAUAAUCCAGUUUGUUUCAGCCAGGUCUCAUAAACUGUUAUCCCAGUUUCUCAAGGCCAAAUCAUUCAUUGCAUUCAUUGAGAUUUUAAUUGGCUUCUUCUUAAAAUAAAGUGUUUUUUAUUGGCUUUUAUUUUUGUGAAGGAAAAGGGAGGGAUGUAAGACUUGAAUUAUGUUUGAAAAUUGUGUACUGUACGGUGCUAACAGUUGUCAUCUGGAGUGGAAGUAGAAGCAAUCAGUGUCUGGAAUAAAAUCAUAUCAGACUGAA
Messenger RNA from Alosa sapidissima (American shad), 6175 nucleotides. Its product is annotated as transmembrane protein 131-like. The record is from RefSeq and is a predicted model, not a curated record. Lineage: Eukaryota; Metazoa; Chordata; Actinopteri; Clupeiformes; Clupeidae. Gene Ontology annotation, cellular component: membrane.